This is a messenger RNA of Astrephomene gubernaculifera, 754 nucleotides long. The record is from the annotation of a GenBank genome assembly. NCBI's taxonomy places the organism in Eukaryota, Viridiplantae, Chlorophyta, Chlorophyceae, Chlamydomonadales, Astrephomenaceae.
AAGAUGUACGCUUGAUACACGCGGCACUGGAUAAAGAGGCGGUCCCUGGAAAGUAAACGAAAAGUAGCUGACUAAUUCCAAGCCGGUUGCAUAACUUCUCCCUUAGGGUUGUAAAAGGAAACAGCGAAAAAUAAAUAAAGCACCUUCAGCAAAUGGAUUACAAGGCAGCGAAGGAGGAAUUUGUUACGGGUUUGACGGGCACUUCAAAGCUCGAAAUCUUCGCCCUUACGUCGACGCUCCCGCUGACGGUGAUCAUUUGCGAGCAUGCGACACGUGCAAAAGCCCCGAUGCGCAGAUUGGUGUUGGAACUGGCGAUCAUCGUAUCCCCACACCUGCUCCUCUGCACUGAGGCAAUCCCCUUGGGGCCAACAUUCGCCGCCUGCCUGCUCUUGGCGACCGCUUGCCUGUUAUGGACUGUCGUACGACCGGACCGUACACAUGCAGAGCGAGCACUGCGGUUAGAUGACCUCGUCGGCAAACGGAAAAGCUUCCUGAGCGUCUUCCGAGGCGCUCUCAUGCUGGCCACCUGCAUCAGCAUUCUAGCGGUGGACUUCCGUACAUUUCCACGGCGAUACGCCAAAACGGAGGUGUACGGCACAGGCUACAUGGACUUGGGUGUGGGAGGGAUCAUCCUGGUUGCGGGCGCAGUCAGCCUGGCAGCGGCAGGGCCCGCAGCGGACAGCCUAGGCGGCCCAUCAGGGGCUUGGAAGCCCGAACCUCUGUGGCGGAGGGUGUGCGCCAGUCUAAGAGCAGC